Molecule: messenger RNA, 2142 nt
Organism: Phytophthora sojae
Lineage: Eukaryota; Oomycota; Peronosporomycetes; Peronosporales; Peronosporaceae
Exons: 3
Coding region: 1-2142 (713 amino acids)
Source: RefSeq, a predicted model, not a curated record
AUGUAUCUGUUGGCUCUGAGGCCACUUGGGUCACUAUCCAGGGGAGUGACCGAUGUAGCCAUCCCGGAAUACACCUCCGAAACCGCGGCCGUAGGGCCGAAGACCAGGGCGGCCAAGGCCAAGGACGAGUCGUCCGCGCUGAUGGAGGCCACGAAGGCGGCCGAGGAGGUGGUGCGCUCUCGUAGCAGCACGCCGGAGAGUGGCCGUCAGGCCGGGGCUCGGAGCAAGUCUCCUGACGCCGCGCAAGGCAAGGAGGAGAGUCCUCGGGGCCAUAAAAGCCCGGCUCGCGACUGGGAAGCCGCCGUCUUUGACUGCACGAUGGUCCAGUACUCCGGUGAGAGUUCACCCGACGACGAGAACGUCUCGGAGGGCAGCACGCAUGCUGCCGAAGGCACAGAGCUGGCGGCAGGCGACAUGACCAACGCCUCGGCCGACGCAAAGGCCUCGUCAGAGAAGGAGGCGGAGGACGCCGAGUCCGGCUCAGGCGACAGCAAGCAGUCGCACGACGAAGUCGCCAUGGCCGACGCUGGGGUUGUGGCCGAGAAGUCGCCGAGCGACGCGGGCUCCAAGCCCAAGGAGGUGCUGGCAUCCAAGCAUCUGACGCUGGCACAAGGUCGUGAGCGUGCCCAAGCGUCGAAAGCGGCUACCGCUGCGAAGGCCGCCGAGGCCAAGGCGAAGAAGCGUUCAGCUUCCAGGUCGCCUCGCGGCUCCAGCUCCAAGCUGUUCAUCGACUCGGAGUCUGAGGACGAGGAGGGUGCCGUCCACGAGCCCAAGGAGCUCUCCAACAAUCUCGACGAGCAGCAGCAGCAAUACCACGCUGCUAGCUCGGGUGCGUAUGCCAGGCAGCCGACUGCCACGACUGCCAUCGAGUCUUCUUCAGGCGGGGAUGCCACGUACCCGCAGGGCUACUUCCCACCCGAGCCUGGCACUUGUGCGCCAGCGCUGUUCGAGAAGCUCUCGGCUCCUCGUGGCCUUAUCGGCGGGUACACCUCGAGAGGUUCCUAUGAGCGUGCUCUUGUUGAGAAAGAGCCACUCUUUCUUGGCGACCUUGAAGUCGCCCGGUGUGUGCUACUAGCACCACACAAGCUCACACUGAAGGAGUUCACCACGCUUCGCAACAAGCCGGAGGACAAGGGUGGACUCCAUCCUGUGUGGGGUUUCCACUGGGUCAAGCCGAAUGACAACAUGACCUGGAGCGAGGUGGAAGACCUCUUCUGGCGCUACGUCCAGCGCAAAGGGUAUUCCGACCAAGAGUUCAAAGAACUCCGUGAGGAUCGCACUCUGUCCGCAAUCCUGGACGUGCGCGAGCUCCGCAUCGAGUUCGCUCAACUCGUGAGCAAGCGCAAGCUCCACUCGAAAAUGGACAAGCUGAAGCAAGAGGCGAGAGCCAAAGCUCGUGAAGAGCGUGGGCGUGGUGCGACUACGUCUGCUACCGUGCCCCGGGUACCGGCCAAGAAGCCAAGGACUACUACGAAGCUGCCGCUGCUUCUCGUCCCAUAUCGCAACAGCCUUCGGGCAGUCUGCGUGGAGCUGCUCAACGGGCUCCCACGAGUUAUCCGACUCAGGGUAACCCCUCCACUUCACGAGCAGCUGGCGCUUGCAUGGAGCCGCCGCUCCCGGACGACUCGUUCCACGUGUCAGGUGGUGGCCCUGCAGCAAGAGGAGAUUCGCCUUCUCCGGGACCGUGUGUACGUCCUCGAGAUCGCGCUUGGCGUCGGCCUUGGUGGCGAGGCUGCCGCUCGUGCUGGUCAGCCUGGUGCCGUGGAGCGGCUCCGUGAGGAUGUUGCCUCGCUCUAUCAAGAAACUCGCAGUCUCCAUGGCCGUGUGGAUCGUCGAGCCGACCUGUCGUCUUACGGCUCGCUGCGAAACCAGCUCGCUGGCCUUCGGGCCGAGCUUCAUGGCCACGCGCCGUAUCCGGAGCAGCAGCAGCCCCACUCGUAUCAGGCCCAGUUUGGCCAGGGCUCGUACGGGGCCCCUGCGUAUGCUGCUCCGAUGUACGCCGCGCCGUCUUACGACCAGCGCGCGUAUCAGGCGCCUUACCGCGACUCGACGCCGCGCUUCGAGGAGCUGCGCUCUUCGCCACCGGGCCACCCGCCGCUUCCUGCGGGGCAGCCAGACCCAGAGGGCCAUGGUACCUCUUAA